Myotis myotis is the source of this 7074-nucleotide messenger RNA. It is a transcript of the gene LRP2BP, whose product is annotated as LRP2 binding protein. The record is from RefSeq and is a predicted model, not a curated record. Gene Ontology annotation, molecular function: protein binding. The transcript is spliced from 11 exons. NCBI's taxonomy places the organism in Eukaryota, Metazoa, Chordata, Mammalia, Chiroptera, Vespertilionidae. Bases 1087 to 2241 code for a protein of 384 amino acids.
GCCGUAGCGGGCGGCGUCGGGGCGGCCGGGCUUCCGCAGCGUCCAUGCGGCGCGCCGGUCUGGGCACGUCUCACGCCGGCGCGGCCCGCCCUUGGUCCCAGCGGAGAGGUGGGAGUCGCAGGGAGCUUGUGGUGGCUGCUGUCGCGCACGUAGCCAGGAAGCGGGGAGCCACACGCAGCCCCGCCUGUGCGAGCCGCCCCGCGUGGGGCUGGCGCCGCGCCCUCGCCCCCAGCGCCGGAGGAAGGAUUGAGUUCCUUCUGCUUAAGUUCAGAAUCGCCCCCUCGGUCCCCCACGCCCCGGACAGGAAGGAUAAGCGGGGGUGGGGGUGGGGGGGUAAUGUGGCCUAAGGGGGUGGGUUUUCCGCAGGAUUUCCCUACCCACCCCCCAAAUUAGGUGAUUUCUCAGGCCCGACCCCCUGGCCUUGCUGGGGUCCUGUGCCAGGAGCCUGCCAUUGGGGCGUGGCCCCUCCCGGCGGCAGGUCUCAGCCGCUGGGCUGGUCCCCUGGGCAGAUGCUGCGUCCCGCUGUUGGGCUGGAACCCGCGGGCUGGCGGGGAAGGGGCGGGAGAGCUCGCCCGGACGGCGGGGACAGGUCCUGGGGAAGAGGGGCCCGGGCCGGAGGGUUAUGGCAAUGGGCUCCCCCGCGGGCAGCGCCCACGUAGGUCUCGGCUGAUCCCAGGGAGGAGGGGGCUGGGGACCUGGCUCUCCGGAAACUCUUUAUACUUAAAUUUAUAAACAAAUCAUUAGCUAAAGUCAUCCCUUUUUUUUUUUUAAACUUAAACGGACUUCCUGACUUCAAACUGUAGCCAUUGAGCGCAAAUAGAAUCUCUUACAUUUGCGCUCAAUGUGAAAUGGAUUAUCUUUUCCUAAGCACGUUCUGUUUUCAGAGUCAUCUCGCUAAAAACUAAAGCUCCAGCCAGCCGUAUGUUUCCUCUCCCUAAAAAAGCCUUGAGCGGGUCCUUUCUACCCAUACCUUUGAGAGCAGGACUGAAAAAUAGACAGGCUUAUGAUUGUGCCUCUAAGGACAAGCUCAUUGUCCUCUAAAGAAAAAAUAUUUGUGUUAUCUGGAUAGCUGGCUUACCCUUAGUAAUGGACCCAAAAGCUUUCCAGGAACUGAACAAAGCUGGUGGAGCAGAAUCAGUACUUGAGGACUGUGCCGAGCCAGCUCAGCCAGGUUUGAAUACACGUGCAAACAGGAUGCAGUUGACCAGUGAGAAGUUGCCCGAGGACCCCCUCUAUACCUCUCUAUUCCAGGAUGCUGCCAGGAACUACAGCUUAUUACAAUGGACAAAGGACAAGACUGACCGUUACAGCCAUGCUAAUUUGGUGGAUCAGGCAUUGCAGCUCUUGAAGGAGAGAAUAGUAAGAGGGGAUGCUAUGGCCUAUUUCCUGCGAGGUCAACUAUAUUUUGAAGAGGGAUGGUAUGAAGAAGCAUUAGAACAGUUUGAAGAAAUCAAGGACCAUGAUCAUCAAGCAAUUUACCAGCUGGGCGUAAUGUAUUAUGAUGGGCUGGGGACAGCUGUAAAAGCUGAAAAAGGAGUGGAAUAUAUGAAGAAAAUAGUUGAUUCUCCAUGUCCCAAAGCAAGACACUUACAAUUUGCAGCUGCUUACAACCUUGGAAGAGCUUAUUACGAAGGAAAAGGCAUUAACCGAUCAAUUGAGGACGCUGAGAGACUUUGGCUCUUUGCUGCGGACAAUGGGAAUCCAAAAGCCAGUGUGAAGGCUCAAAGUAUGCUAGGGUUGUAUUAUUCAACGAAGGAACCCAAAGAGCUAGAAAAGGCAUUUUAUUGGCAUUCAGAAGCAUGCGGCAAUGGGAACCUGGAGUCCCAGGGUGCCCUGGGGCUCAUGUACUUCUACGGACAUGGCAUCCAACAGGACACGGAGGCUGCCCUGUACUGCUUGCGGGAAGCCGCGGAGCGUGGAAAUGUCUACGCCCAAGGGAACCUCGUGGAGUAUUACUACAACAUGAAGUUCUUUACAAAGUGCGUCGCCUUUUCCAAAAGGGUUGCCGACUACGAUGAGGAGCAAGACAUCCCGACGAUAGCCCAGGUCACGGACUGUCUCCCGGAGUUCAUCAGCAGAGGCAUGGCCAUGGCCUCCUUCUACCAUGCCCGGUGCCUACAGCUUGGCUUGGGGACCACAAAGGAUGAAGCAACCGCUAAACAAUAUUAUUCUAAAGCUUGUCGUCUGGAUCCUGCAUUGGCAGAUGAACUUCACUCUUUACUUAUUCACCAAAGAAUUUAGACCAUAGUGCGUUUCAACAAAGAUCAUGUGUCCUAAUACCUUCAAAUGUGAGAAGCGGCCUCACCUGGAAUGUUUUCUAGCAGCUUCUGCUGGGCUCUCUGCUUUGUUUCCUGGCUUUGUUCUUUGCUUCUGAUUUUGGUCGGUGGUGCCAGUUUCCCAUUUGGCCAAAAAGCAUCCCGGAAAACAGUGAUGUAGUACACCAGCAUCUGCUCGCUGAAAAUCCAGUUCACUGUGUCCCGAAUUUGUCUUUUAAGAGAAAUAUAUUUCUUGGAUGAGAUUUUAAACAAUUUUUAUACUCUGUUCUCAAAAGGCAUUUAUCAAUUAUCAAUGAGUAGGUUAAGACACAGCCUGGUCUAAAUGUUUGAUGAAUAAGCUAGGAAUGGCUUUUUAAGCUCUGGCUCUGAGUUGGUUUCUAUGUGGGUAAUCCUGAAUGUCCACUUAUUCCUGGAGCUUGCAUUUUCUUUGGUGCUGACUUCUGUGGUAUCUUUCACUGAGAGACUUAUCUGUCUGAAGCUUGCAACUGUCCUCACUGUGCUCAGAACUCAAUAUACCGAUUUCUCCAUGAGGUGCUAUCGGCUGGAAACGUAAGUCGCUGAAAGGCGGUUAAAAGUGCCUGAAACAUCCCGAGUCCUGAGGUCUUUGGCAGGUCACCCGGGCAGAGUCCUGACCCAGGGACUCAUGGCACGUGCUCACGAGGCAGGAGAAAACCGGGCACCCCUCUCACCACAAGGUGGAGGACCCUAGAGAUACACUCUCUUCAGCCAUUUCCAGUUCCCGUGGGAGUGAAAAUUGGGCACGGCAAUAAAUAAAAGGCCUUUAUCUGCAACCAGGUCUCCCACACAACCCUGUUUCAUCAGUUAUCAGUCAACGUCUAACCAAUUACAGGGCUGCUAUCAGGAGACAAGUAACCGUAGUUGAGAGAGCCCGAGAGUGGUUGUUCAUUGGGAAUAGGAAGUCUCUUUGUUGAAAAAGGGGGAAAGAAUCAUUUUAGAAGUUAGUGCCAGAAAGACCUGAAAUUUCAAACUCAAUUCAUGAGUAAUAAAUUUAAAAAUCAGACUUACCAACCCAAUUUUUAAAGGGACAAUGUAAGGUUUUGAGACUGCACACAAUAACCAGUCACUACUGAAGUCUCCCCUCCACUGGGAUCACAGUGUUCAUUUUUUGCACCUCUCAUUGCUUAGAACUUAAAUGCAAUGCAUAUCUAGACCAAAUAAAGUAACUCUAUUAACUUAAUGGGCUUGUGAUUUAAGAGAGCCUGCCGCCCCCAUCAGCCUAGGAAGAAUCUACAUAACAAGGCAGACGCCUUGUUUCCUGUCACCUGCCUUUGGUGCUGCAUGAAGAAAUGAAUAAGAACAUUUCAAUUUGCAACUUAAAACUGGGUAAGUGACUCUCACCAAAGGCCAUCACCUAAGUCUUUUCUAUCAGUUUAGGUCUGACUUUCUAUCAGCCAAAACCACAGGAAGCUUUUGAAGCAAUCCUGGUAUGUGGAAUUAGAGUUGUACAUGGCAGGUACUGCUGCUGAUUUCUAUGAGACAUCAUCAGCUAAAGGCAAAAAAGCAAAGGACAAGCGGGCAGGGCCUCCAUAUUCCUCCACCUGAUAAAAGGCCAUUGAGAGGAAGAGCCUGGACAGCCUACAGGUGCCUCUCCACCAGCCCACUGUGCUCACUGACAUUUCAGAGCCACUGUCUACAGAAGAGAAAGAAAAGCAUGAAUAACUUGCUGAAACUGAAAAUAAAAACACAUUGGCAGGUCUGAGUACUGAGGACAAUAGGGCCAUUUUGGAAAUGUCAUUAUCCAACGCCUAUCAAUACUAAAAUCAAAUUUUGACUCAGACUGAAACUUAAAGAGGCCAUGUUUUCUGAUUAAAACAAAAGCCUAUGAUAGGAGCUAAAAAAUCACCAACACCAGUUUUUAAAAAAAUCUUAGCAAUAAACAGAAGAAAAAUUUUGUUUAAGACCAAGGAAAAUAUAUGUGCAAAUGAAUAAAAAGAUAACACGUUUUUUAUUUUCCAUAAACGUGUAAGAUUUAUAUGAUAAAACUAUCACAUUAACCUUGUACAUGUUUGACAACAAAACUAGUCUUUCAAUUUGAAAAAUCUGAUUUUCAUCUUAAAAUAUAGUUGCUGUACAAAAAUGUGAUUUUUCCCCUUAUUUUUAGCAGUCGACUCACAUUUUUAUUGUGCAACAAAGCCAUAAUGUUUGUCUCCUGGAGAAUACUAGAUAUGGAGUUAAACUUUUAUGUAUAUAGAUAAUGGAAUAUUAAAAUAUUCACAUGGCUUAUAAUAGUGUUAUAUAAUGCACACACACACCCCUGAUGGAUGCUCAGAUAGUAACAAGAGGAAUUACCCUUUUAAUGUUACCUGACUCCAAAAAAAUGGUUUGCAUUUCCUUCCAAGUACAUAGCGGCCACGUGUGAGGCUCAGCCUACUUUUAUUUUGGUUUAGAGUCUAAACCUUAACCUGCCUCCCAUCAGGUAACACAGAAACACUGUACCCAAGACACUCAAACUGGUCAUCACGCUCAGAAGAGAACUUUACAGACUCUCCUGACCUCGUGGACCAGAAUGCGGAGCUAGCCCAACCAUUCGUCAGCGGGCUCACCAUGCACUCUGGGAGAGCGUCUUCAGCAAUCUGCCUUCCUAGCCAAUCUCAGAAUCGUAUCAGAAACAAGGAGAGAAAAUAAGAUACCUUCAGUGAGAAAGAUGACUGGCUGCUAUACCACAGCUAAUUUGACGAUUAAGGCAAAGAGUAGGCAUGAAUUCAAAUAUUAAUUUUGUGCAACUCACUUGUUGAUGGUUCUUCCAAAAGUGACCUGAACGAGAGCAAUUAAUGUUCUUCUCACCCAUUUAAACACUAAAAUGUAAGUCAGAGGAAAAGUAUUAUCACAGGAGAGCACAACGAUGAACGACAUUUUCAUAGCUGCACAAGCACACACUUCAUCAUGGAGCUCAAUCGCAGGCCUGACGCAAGCCAGGGCCAUGGUAUCUGCAGGAUGCGGGUCUAGGUUAGCAAACUUCUGCCCAGGAAAAUCUUACUAAGCUUGCAUUUUCUGCUUAGCAACCAAUAAGAUAAAACCUAGGAGUUUUUACAGCUUUUCAAUACCCACACAACAGCUGAGCUAACAAGUGGAAAUCACACUUAUGUCCCUGGGCUCCUGACAACGGUCUGUUUUCCACCAGCAGACAGAUUUCCGUCUGGCUUGUUGCCCAAUUUUCUAACACUUCUCUGAAUGAGAAACGUGUAGUCAGAUGUCCACAAAUAUGUGAAAUAUUCAUGAACGGAGGGGUCUAACUGCUCCCAUUUGAGCAGUAGUUUGUAGAGCACCAUGCACUUUUGUAUAUUUUACGCCUUUGGGGGAAGAGCAGGAUCCUGAGCCAUGAGUUCGGUCCUCUCCUGCUGCCUGGAGAGCUGGGCAAAGCCGUCUCCUCUGAGCCUCAGUUUCCUCAUCUGGGAAAGGGCAGUAGUAACAUGGGCGUGUUUUGGCGUUGAGGGUCUUACCAGUAUUUUGUGUGAAAGAGUGUUGUGAAGGGUCCUACAAAUCUAAACUUUUAUGAUUUCUAUAGGUACAGAAUUAAAUAUAAACAAAAAGAAGACAAAGUAAUGCUGUGAGGACAUUUUAGGUCUGCAAGUUGGAGACUAAACCAAUUUGCCAUUUAUGUAUUCACCUUCAUUCAUUGAAACAUUUAGCUACAGACACUCGAGCAAAGGAGACACUCAGACUUGACUUUAAUGGAGCCGAGAGUUCAGGGCUCCUGUGCCGGUUAGAAAACCUAACGGAGUAAAUGCACAAGCCCUCUGUGCAGGGAAGCCACAAACACACGUAGACCUGGUACUAGACGUCAGAACAGUCUCCGGUCAUUUCUAACAUUUUAAAUGGCUAAAUGACCAGUUAAAGUAGUGUUGUUAAUCCUUCAAGUAAGAUUCAAGUCCUGGAGUCGAGACCAUGCCUUUAAAAGCACCUUAAAUUUCCGAUGGCACACAGGGCACACUGCCAGCUGGUAGACCCCAUAGCCUGAGGCUGCCAUUUAGGCUGGGGAGCCUGCCUGUCAGGGACGGUAACUCACCCGGCCUCUCUAGGGCAGGAGAGAGGUGGCACCUACCAGGGUCUGAGGACAUGUGCAUCUCAAGAAAAAAGGCCUGUCAGCCGACUGCUUAUAUGUGUGUAAAAGGCUGUAUUAUUACUGGUUCCUUUUUGCAUACUCAACCAGAGCAGGAACCAAAAAUGGCCUUGCUCCAGAGUCCCUCCCAUCACUGAUCCCUGCUUACUCUACCACUUUUUCCUGUCUUCCCCCCCCCCCCCCCCACCUAUGUACAGAACAGCCCAAUGACUCCUUCCUAGAGCUCCUUUGCUCAAAGCCACAGAGGCAGCUGCAGCAACACUAGGAUUUUGCUGACGGCAAAAAUACCACAUCUCAUUGUAAAUGUUCUAUUUCCCCCCCUCGGAAAUGUCGCCGCAAAACCAAAUAUGCAUCUGAGCAGGCACAUGAUGGAGGCCCGGCUCCUGCCCUGACUGGCUCUGGCAGAUCCACCACAGCUGAUCUCUGCAUGGGAAGGCGAAGAUGCCGGGAACAGGCCUCACCACUUCAUGAGCCGGCUUCAUGAGGAAGAGGGAGACUUUGGGGGGAGGGCUAGUAUUUCUGACCACCCUAAACCAAAAAAAUGGCAGUAAAUAUCUUAAAUGUCUGAAAUAUGGAACAGCUGUAGCUUUUUCAUCUGAAAGGCUCUUUAAUAUUUGGGUGAUAUCACCCAAAUUUACCCUCCACUUCUGAUAUUUAGCUUAGUUCCAACUUUUCAAUAUUGAAAUUUUGCUAAAAAUGAACAUCCUUAUAUAUAAA